UGUUUCACAACCACUGUCUCCAAGAAGACCACAGCUUGUAGCACAGUAAACAAGGGAACAGGAAAAGUUGCUGUUUCAAAGACAAGGAGACCGACGCUGCCAGACGGAGCUGCUUCUGCAGACUAGGUGUGGAAGAUUGCACCGAAGUGCCCAAGUGCACCCACCACGCCGCGCAAGCAGAAACUCAAAGAGUAGGGCAUCUCUCGCAUCGAUCCGACGGACGCCAUGUCUCUGGACGUGAAGGACAAGACGCAGGUGCGGCUGGUGUUCAUGGGAGCCGCUGGCGUGGGCAAGACGGCGCUGAUCCAUCGCUUCCUGCAGGACACGUUUGAACCCAAGCACAGGCGCACCGUGGAGGAGCUUCACAGCAAGGACUACGAGAUCGCCGGCGUGAAGGUCACCGUGGAGAUCAUGGACACCAGCGGCAGCUACCCAUUCCCGGCCAUGCGCAAGCUCUCCAUCCAGAACGGCGACGCGUUCGCCCUCGUCUACGCCAUCGAUGACGCAGAAUCCGUGGAGGUGGUCAAGAGCCUCCGGGACGAGAUCCUGGAGAUCAAGCAGGACAAGUUCACCCCCGUCGUGGUGAUCGGCAACAAGGCAGACCUGGAUGAAUGCCGGCGGGUGCCCGCCGCCGACGUGCUGUCCACGGUGGAGCUGGACUGGAGCAACACCUUCCUGGAAGCCUCCGCAAAGGAGAACAAGAACGUGGUGGAGGUGUUCAGGGAGCUGCUCCAGCAAGCCAACCUGCCCAGCCGCCUGAGCCCGGCUCUGAGGCGCCGCAGGGAGACCUUCCCUAAAGACACCAGCUUCCGGCCUCCCAUGAACAAGACCAACAGCUGUACCGUGUCCUAACGGUGCACAUGGAAGGACGAGAAGGGAAUUCCAGAACUGGCGCAGGAGGGCAGCUAUUGGUGUAAGGUGGGGGGGAGGGGUGUUCCGUGACUCUGAAGGAAGUCGCAUCAGCAGAGGGCGACACAGCUGGACAUUACAACUGGACAUUCUGAUUCCAUAACUCCCUCGAUGACAUCACUGGGCUUCACACUGCUUUACUACUGCAGCAACAGGCACAGAGCAACACGUGUUGCUGAGCAGGGUGGGAAAAAAGACCCAACGGCUGAACACAGAGGAGACGAAGGCAAAUACUACCACACACAGAAUUCCUAAAAAAAAUAAAUAAAUUCCGUUCCAUCUGCUUCGGAAUGGCAUGUGCAAAUGUGUCAGUGAGGGAAAUAAGAACAGAAAUAAAUACAUUUAAAUCUGAAACACUAACAGUGAAGAUCAGUUCUUCUACUGUUUUUGUGUACAUGCAAGUGAUGAUCAAGGUGUUUAUUAAUAACUCUUUAUUCUUUAUUAUUUGUUACAAAAGUACACUGUUCCAUAUUGUUAAAAGUGUUUAUAUGUAUGUACUGAAAAUGGCUUUAUAUUAUGUGAUCUUUAUCACUUUGAUAUCAGACUGUAUGGAAAUCUAAUUAUGUUUACAAAAUAGUGACCUGUAAAAUAUAAAUGAAUCCAACAUUGUUAAAUAAUCAUAAACCCAUGUAACAUCACCGUUUCGUUAUUUUUUUAUUAUUCCUGUUUGUAAUCUAUGUUUGUAAUGUACUUUCAUGUCAAGUUUUGUACUUUUAAGUAGUUUUCAUGAAGAUGUAAAAUAACCUUUUUUGUUAUGUUAUUUUUACAUGAACUGUGCCGUGCAUGGAGAGUGUUUACGGUAAUAAAGCCAUUCUUUGAAGUA
This is a messenger RNA of Electrophorus electricus (electric eel), 1732 nucleotides long. The record is from RefSeq and is a predicted model, not a curated record. NCBI's taxonomy places the organism in Eukaryota, Metazoa, Chordata, Actinopteri, Gymnotiformes, Gymnotidae.